Halichondria panicea is the source of this 3343-nucleotide messenger RNA. RefSeq lists its product as uncharacterized. The transcript has 8 exons. Gene Ontology annotation, molecular function: poly(ADP-ribose) glycohydrolase activity. NCBI's taxonomy places the organism in Eukaryota, Metazoa, Porifera, Demospongiae, Suberitida, Halichondriidae. Gene Ontology annotation, biological process: regulation of DNA repair; nucleotide-sugar metabolic process; carbohydrate metabolic process. The record is from RefSeq and is a predicted model, not a curated record. Gene Ontology annotation, cellular component: cytoplasm; nucleus. Bases 16 to 3183 code for a protein of 1055 amino acids.
CAUUCAUCUGGAGGCAUGUUCAAGGCCAUAGCUUCUCUUCUCUCCUGGCCUCAGGUUCCACUAAAGCAGCCACGUGGAGUUCCCUGUUUGUUGGCUAGGACUGUAAUGAUUCUUACCAAUCCUUACAAGCCCAAGAGUAAAAAGUUGUUGCUUAUCAUCAUGGCUCGUGUUCUGUUGCCUUGUGAGGUUGAAGAAUGGUGGGAGGACAAGCGAUUGUUUCUACUGCUAUCCAGUAUAAGAAGUGUCAAGGAUCUGGACCUUCUGAUCGCUUCUCACACUCGUCAAGACUCAGAACCCACAGUUCUAUCCAAGAGACUUGAGCAGCUCAGUGGUCUGGUUGUGUUCCUCAAGGACUACUGCACGAGCAGUGAGAGAGAUAUCUAUAUGCGUGAGACACUGCCAUUCAUUGCUCAGAUGGCCUCAAAACUGGACGACCUGGUACCAGAUUGUGGAAUCCCGUUCAUCAUCCAACAAGAAGCUGCUUCUCUUGUACUGGGACGCAAGCUGGUGCUUUGUCUCAUUGCUAAUGCCUUCCUCUGCACCUUCCCCGAGAGUGGCUACAAACAUAUGGAGACCUUCAGCUUCAGUCAAAUGUUUCCAGCCUUCAAAAAUGAAGGGAAGAGACUGAGCUCAAGGGCAGGCAAACUCAAGUGUAUUCUUGCAUACUUUCAGAAGGCGGCUGAAAACAAAGCCGAUCUAGCGGGAAUGAUAACAAUCAGGAGACAGGUGAUUGAGAGGGAGGACCAGCUGACGCUAUCUGAUUGGACGGCCAGCCAGAAGCCCUUAUGUAACCUAACGGUGGACGAGACACACACUAUCGAAUCAUCAGGUUCACACACUCUCCAGGUGGACUUUGCCAACAAGAAGAUCGGUGGUGGUGUGUUGCGUGGAGGGUGCGUGCAGGAGGAGAUCAAGUUCUGCUUGUUCCCGGAGCUCCUAAUCUCUCGGCUCAUCAUGGACCAUAUGGAAGACAAUGAAGCCAUUAUCAUCACUGGUGCUGAGCAGUUCUCAAAGUGUACAGGCUACGGAGACACCUUCGAGUUUGCCGGAGAGCAUGAAGACAUUGCCGAGAGAGAUGUAUUUGGAAACAUCUUGACCAGCACUGUCGCCAUUGAUGCCUACCCAUUUGGAAAAUCACCCGAGAAACAAUUCGAGCAUGAGAUGAUCCUUCGCGAGUUGAACAAGGCGUACGCUGGCUUUAUGUGCGUACAAGAUCGAGGAGACAUAUCAACGGAACUCAUUGCACUACGUAGUCAGGGACCUUCCAUGGCCUUUAUAGCCGAGUACUAUCCCAACCACCAUCAAUCCUCAACCUGGUCAUCCGAUCCUCCUCUGGGUAACUUGAACUCCUCUUCUCAGCUCAAGCCUUCUCUGGUUGAGUACCCAGGGCCCCCUCCCCUCUCUCCCAUCAAAGAGCUCAGCGAAUCCAAUCUGUUUGCCAACUAUGCAGAUGGCAUCAUAAAUAUUGGUGUCCACGAGGCAACAAAGAAAAAGACAAAAGAAACGGAAGACAGGCGAACUGUUAGCGAUUAUGCUUCCUCUCUGGUUACCUCUCUCUUCAGUGAUGUUCAGUCGAAACCGCAGCCAAAUGGUGUAACAAUAUCCGAAGACCAAGACAGUCCUGUUGAUAGAUUUGCAUCCACAGUGGCAAGCUCUCUGUUUGAUAACGUUCGUUCUUCGACUACCUCCAAGAAAAAUACCCCAGACCCUGUCAAGCAGCCAGCUGGCAUUGAUGAUCUUACGUUUUCUCUAUCCUCUGCCAUUUUGAAAUCCUCUAUGGAGUCUGAGACGAAAAAAUUUACACUCGAUGAUGCUAAAGCCGAGGAGAUUGCGAGGUCCAUCAUUGCUGACGUGUACUCUUCGUUGGAACCAACUGUCUCUCCUGAACCCUCCUCCACAAAAACUUCUGGUGAAAUGACGAACGAGUCACUGGAUUUAUUCUCUGAUCAAAUGGCUAGUGACAUUGUAGCCAGUGCUUUCUCUCAGCCAGCUCCUGGAAGCGUUUCCAAUAAUCCCACUAUCUUUAUUCAAGUCGAGAGACGAGGUUCCUCUGGAGUUAAUGAAAGCCCUAAAAGUUCUCGCUCCUCCAGUCUAACUGGACAGUCGAUCACAGUCCACGAAUUUACUGACGAACUUGCUGAAAAUCUGAUUAGAGAUGGGCUCUCAAUUGCCCAGUACACCAGUCAGAGCAUGGAGCUGAAUAUUGUCCCCCCUCAAGUGACCAAAGAAGGCGCAGAACAAGUAGCAGAGAAAGUCACUCAAUCGAUUUUGGAUAGCUUGAAAGAAAGCUCUAAAGUUGCUCCACCAAAAACACUGCUGCUUACGGACGAGCAGCCAUCAUCGUUAUCUGAGCAAGAAGCUCCAAACAUGGCAAGGAAACUUCUCAAGAGCCGACUGCUCUUCUCAAAACAAGAGCUGGCCAUUGUUGCUGCUCGAAUGUCCAAAAGAGGAUCCUUUUCCGAACUAAGUGAACACUCUGACAUCGAUACCCCCUCAUUUUCUGGUCAGCUCAACCCUCGGCUUCUCACUCCCAGUUCCUCUCGUCACAGCAUGGGCUAUGCCUGGUCCACAGCAUCCACACGAGAUGAAAGCUCUCGGCCAGUUUCCCCAACAGACCUUGAUCGUAUAGCUCUUGGUCUUGUGUCAGACCCCGAUGACUAUAUGCACAUCUUCACCAAGAUUCUCAUGAGCGAUGCCAUUUUGAGCGUGUGUGGAGAGAGGCCUAAACGUCUGCGACUAAGUCAGGUCGAUGACGGCUAUGAUGCUUUUAAUAUGAUAAUUCCAACUAGUGAAAGCACCAUCGAUUCUUACCUAAGUAAGCUAGAGCAAGCGGAGGUAUUAUCGCAGAGCUCAGGAGAGGAGGCCAGCUUUCAGCAGAAGCUCAAGACGGCACUACUUCGUCCCAUUGCUACCGGCAACUGGGGGUGUGGUGCAUUCAAGGGUGAUCGACAGGUCAAGUGUAUGCUUCAAUGGGUCGUGGCUUCAAUGUGUGACAGACCUCAGAUGAUCUACUACACCUUCAACAAUCAGGAGCUGAAAGAGUUGGCCAUGGUGACGGAGUGUCUGAUGUCCAAGAGAACCACAACUGGUCAGCUGUGCAAUGCUCUACUGGAUUACGCCAACAAGCCAGCCAAGAAAAGAGCCACCAAAGACCUGUUUACUGUGCUCAUGGAGACAAUGUAGAUAUAAUAAUUAUGUUGCGAACAGAUCUAGAAUCAAACAUUUAGCUAGUAUAUACACUGUAGUUAUAUUCAGUACUGUACUGAGCCCAGAGCCUGUUAUUCAUUGUUAGCAGUUAGCUGUUAUGUAAUGUUUAUGCAAUCAAGCAUGUCCGUAUCCAUGA